GGGCCUGGGCGAGGAGGCGCCGCCGCCGCCGCCCUCCCCCCUCCCGGUCCGUGCCGCGUGUGCGGGGUUGCCGUGAGUGGGGAGCUGCGGCCGGGGCCGGGCUGCGCGUAGCACAGAUCAGCUCGCAGAAGUGCAGCCAACCCGCCCUGUUUUCUCUCCGUGUGCGAGCAGAGGGUGGAAUUGUGGGCUCCCUGGGAGAGUGAUGAAAAGCAGCCAUCAAUAGAGAAUUGUGAAUGGACAGCAGAGGAAAACCACAGUGGCUGCAGGACUAUGAGUCAGAAGGAGGGAGGAGUCUUGACUUCUGGUGGAUCCCAGCAGAGAGGCCAGCGGAGCUGCGUGAAUGCCAGUGGUGUUUUCACACUGCCCUGAGGAGAUUCCACCAAUUGUGAUCAUCUGGGCUUUCACUGCAGUGGCCUAUGGCAGCACCAGAUGUCCAUUUCAGAGCCUGAACUCCAGAAUCCUCUGUGCUCCACUUACAGCCAUGCAGCAGGAGCAGAUCCAGCAGCUGAGCACCAAGCGACUAGAAAGGAUGCCAGUGCAAUAUGUUCUUGGUGAAUGGGACUUUCAGGACCUGACUCUGAAGAUGAGCCCCCCGGUAUUUAUUCCUCGACCUGAGACAGAGGAUCUUGUCUCCUUAGUAGUGGAGGAAGGAUCUCAGAAGUGUGAGGAGAAGAACUCAGGCCUUCUGUUCCCAGCUGCUGCCCCUCAUCCUGUGAUCCUGGAGAUUGGCUGUGGCUCUGGAGCAAUUGCUCUAAGUCUGUUGUGCAAACUGCCACAGAGCCAAGUGAUAGCUGUGGAUAAAGAGAAGGCUGCUGUGGAUCUCACCAGGGAUAAUGCACAGAGGCUGCAACUCCAGGACAGGAUCUACGUCCUCCACCACGAUGUUUCGUCCAGUUCUGCCAAGCAGCUGCUGCUUUGGGGCCCUGUGGACUUCAUAGUCAGUAACCCGCCAUAUGUCUUCCAUGAGGACAUGGCGUCCCUGGCUCCAGAGAUCUUUCGCUAUGAGGACCUUGGUGCACUGGAUGGGGGAGAUGAUGGAAUGAGAGUCAUCAAAACAAUUCUGGCUCUGGCUCCUUCGCUUCUGAAGGAUUCUGGGAGUGUGUUUCUGGAAGUUGAUCCCAGACACCCAGAGAUGGUGGCGAAUUGGCUACAGACACACCCCAACUUGCUACUCGCUCUUUGUGCCAUUCACAAGGACUUCUGUGGCAAGCCUCGGUUUCUGCACAUCCAAAAACAAAGCAGGUGACAACUGUACCUGAAAUAAGUCUUCCUUGCAGUAUGCUUCUCACUGUUGAGCUCUGCUGAACAGCUUGUUGAAAAUUCUGCAUGGCAGAAGGACUCUCCACUGCAUUUCCCAGUGCUUUGAGCUCUCCAUACAGUGGCAGGCCUCCUCGCUUCCUGUUACAGUCUUCAUCUGGAGCUGCAGAGGAUCAAGAGAGAAAAACUAAGAUGGAAACAUGCGGAAGUGCUUGACUUUCCUCAGGGAACUGCAUACAAUGUUUUAGUUCUAUACUAAACUGACUUAUUAAUCUCAGAACCCAAUAUGGAAGAGUUCACAAUUCCAGUUAUUUCAUCAUAUUUCUGUUAUGACAAAUUUCAAAGAAAUUCUUAAGAGUACAACUUCUGAACAGAUCAGAUGGCGUGUUUGACCUUCAAGAAAUUUCACAAUUUUUAGUUCUGCUUUUUGCCUUAAGAGAAAUUUAAGAAAAAGUGGCCAGACUGUAUAAUAGGUCCAAACUGUGGCUUGUCCUGGUGCAUAGUGUGCGUAGUGUGUGGGUGUAAUGGGACAUGACUCAUCUGCACACUUCAGAUUGAGUUCUGUUGCAGGAUCCUGAUGCUCUGAAGUGGCUCCCCAGUAGUAAAGCAGCGUAGUCCCCACCAAGUGGCAUGUCAUUAAAGGACCAAUACACAUGUUACACCAUGGUUGCUGAGGAGAGACAGAGUUCUACAGCUGAGAUAAUGUGAUUUUGAGGUGGACUUGGGAAGAGAUCAGACCAGAAUUUACUGGCUCAUUUGCCCCUUCUUUUGGAAUAUUCUUGUUUGGGCUAGAAGGGAAAAACCUCACAUUUGCACAGCUAUGGGUCACAGCUGAAAAAAGCACGUCCUUCCUAUCACUUUUUUUUUUUUUUUUUUCCAGAUUCCUGGCUGUACAGGUUGCAGACUUGAGAAAGGAAAGAGCUCUCUUGGUAUUGUUAAAACCAUCUGAAUGUGCAGCUCCUCCUAUGUUGUGGAUGCUGCCAGAAACAAACAAUACAUCGUAAUAAAGAUUGUGCUUCACGUAGGUGAAACCAGGUCUCAGAUCAGUGUUCCUUGCAAGAACUGCUGUGCAAUCAUAUUUUCAAAUGUGCUAGCAGAGCUGAAUAAACAUCUGGGAUCCACA
Molecule: messenger RNA, 2380 nt
Organism: Rhea pennata
Lineage: Eukaryota; Metazoa; Chordata; Aves; Rheiformes; Rheidae
Gene: HEMK1
Product: HemK methyltransferase family member 1
Exons: 12
Coding region: 341-1246 (301 amino acids)
Biological process (GO): protein methylation
Cellular component (GO): mitochondrion
Molecular function (GO): protein methyltransferase activity; nucleic acid binding
Source: RefSeq, a predicted model, not a curated record